This is a messenger RNA of Xiphophorus maculatus (southern platyfish), 5723 nucleotides long. It is a transcript of the gene b4galt5, whose product is annotated as beta-1,4-galactosyltransferase 5. NCBI's taxonomy places the organism in Eukaryota, Metazoa, Chordata, Actinopteri, Cyprinodontiformes, Poeciliidae. The transcript is spliced from 9 exons. Gene Ontology annotation, biological process: carbohydrate metabolic process; glycoprotein biosynthetic process. The coding region runs from base 579 to 1727 and encodes 382 amino acids. The record is from RefSeq and is a predicted model, not a curated record. Gene Ontology annotation, molecular function: UDP-galactose:glucosylceramide beta-1,4-galactosyltransferase activity.
GAAGGUUAUCGAGAAGGCUUUUUUUUAUUCCAAUGUUGGUUGCCAGGUUACGUCGUCUACGCCGUACGUACUUUGCGCUGAGUAGGAGCUACUGCGUUAACGCCCACUUGAGGUAUUGCUCUUUUUUUUCUCUCUGCGGAGAGACCGCUCCAUUCAUAGGGUUGGGCAGGCAGGCAGCAGAAAACGAAGAGUGGAAGAAACACCAUCGGUGGAACCGAAAGGAUGGUCUCGCGUUGAGCCCACCAGGCCCCCUUAAUCCGCGAAAUCUUCGCUGGCCAUUUUCCCUCCCAUUAGGACAUACCCCGAAUUUAAACCGACACCUUCUCUUCAGGAAUGGGACUCAAGUGUCUCGGCUGAAUGCUGGCGUUCCCAUCCUUGUUUUUUGCAACCUGCCGCGGAAAUAGACUGACUUCCUCGUCGCCUGCUCAUCUGCUGCUGCCGCAGACCUAGCGCUCGAUUCGACUCAUUUAGCCCAGACCGUCCACGGACUCGCUGGCUCAGGCAUCUGGACACAUCGGGGCUGGUCAGUCGUCGUUGGAAAAAAGCAAAACGUGCCUGUGUGUGCUUUUGCUGCCUGUAUGAUGCCGACACAUUUGCGUUUCCGGAGAAGGUCAUUCCUUGGGCUUUUAUUCCUUUUUUCGCUCUCCACCUCGGUACUAUAUUUCAUCUACUCCGCCCCCGGAAUCGUGAAUGAGUAUGUGUUCAUGGUCCAAGCUAGAGGCAUCCAGAUUAGAGAAAACGUGAAGAACAUAGGGGCUCAGGUUCUGGAGCAAGUUGUGAGAGGGGCCUACAGCAUCAAUGGCACAGAUUAUUCCUAUGACUUCAACGAGAGCGAGAGCGAUGCUCCUCCCACCACUUACCUCCCUGAGGGUUUCACAUACCUCCCUUCGCAGGUUUGCCCUGAGAAGCUGCCCUCUAUGAAGGGCAGGUUGGAGGUGAACAUGAGUGAAAUAUCUCUGGAGGAGGUGGAGAGGUCCUUGCUGGAGCGAGAGCCCACCAUGGCUCUGGGAGGCUUCUGGAAGCCCAAAGACUGUUUACCUCGCUGGAAGGUGGCAAUCCUCGUUCCAUUCAGGAAUCGUCACGAACACUUACCCAUCCUACUGAGACACCUGGUGCCUGUGCUGCAGAAGCAGAGACUCCAGUUUGCCUUUUAUGUCAUUGAGCAGGGAGGAACAGAACCAUUUAACCGAGCCAUGUUGUUCAACGUGGGCUAUAAGGAGGCCAUAAAGGACCUGGACUGGGACUGUCUGAUCUUCCAUGACGUGGACCACCUCAUGGAGAACGACCGGAACUACUACGGCUGCACGGACAUGCCCCGACAUUUUGCAGUCAAACUUGACAAGUACUCCUACAUGCUUCCAUAUAAUGAGUUCUUUGGUGGUGUCAGUGGCCUGAUGGUGAAGCAGUUUAAAAGAAUUAAUGGAUUUCCCAAUGCGUUCUGGGGCUGGGGAGGCGAGGACGAUGACCUCUGGAACAGGGUGCAGUUUGCCAAUUACAGUGUAAGCAGACCAUAUGGAGACCUGGGACGCUACAUGUCUAUUCCGCAUCACCAUCGUGGAGAAGCCCAGUUCCUGGGAAGGUAUAGUCUACUACGUCACUCAAAGGAGAGACAGAAAGUGGAUGGUCUUAAUAACCUAAACUAUUCACCCCUAAUUUCAAGAAGUCGACUCUUCACCAAUAUCACAGUCAGCUUGAGCAGAAAGCUUGCACCUGUGGCUGACUACUGACGUAGGCAGAGCUGGACUGCAAAAACACCUGGGAAUCAAAAGUCCUUUAGGACAUCAGCCAUAUCUCACCAGUCGCAGCACUGCUUAGGACUUAUUUAGUUUUUUGUUGUUUUUUUGCUUUGUUUUGUUUUGUUUUGCUUUGUGUUUGUUUGUUUGUAUGCAAAAACAGAAAAAACUGAAAUGGAGACUCAAAUUAGCAGAUUUGAUAAAUCAUCUUUAAAAAAAAAAGAAGUAGGGAUAAAUGCUGCACUUAUUCGUGCCACAGUUCAUUACUCUUCAUCUGGGCUUGUGUACACGUCAGUCUCCACAUGCCUUUUGCACCAUUUUGGCCUUCAGCAUCCCAUUUGUCAAGUUUGUUCCUUAUUUUCUCUUUUGAUUAGCUCCGCCCUGAGCUGUUGUGCUUGACUACAGAAUUAGGUUACACAUUCAAGCACACACACACACACACACACACACAGGCCACACACACACACACAGGCCACACAUGUAUGCACACAGGAUUAUGUACUUGCAUGUGCUGACAUGGGGGUGGGGGGGCGUUGGAGCUUAGAUCUUUGAUUUUAGUUUUGCUCUUCUGAUUUCAUAAAUGCAGUAAGCCUGUGAAAACAUUUGCAUGUGCACACAACCCUUACAGCGCCACGCAGCGACUUCAGUUGAGUGGAUUCAUGCAGCUGGUUCUGCAAUAGGAAUGCCAAAUCUAAAAGUAAAGAUAGAUAGAGAAGAUGAUAUAUUGUGCGAGAAAUAGUUUAUUCCAAGUAAAAAAAAAAUAAUUAUUUCCUUAAUCAUUCGUAUUCCGUCUUGUGAACAUACCAUUUAAAGACUGUGAUGUUUGUGUUUGCGUUGUUUCAUUGAAUGUUCUGGCUGCCUGCUAAUGGCUGUAUGUUGGAGUGCAAUGCUCAUCCUGUUAGCAAUAAGCUGCAAUAUCAGACAGCAGAACUUAGCCCUGACUUCCUUAUUGUACAGAUGCAAUAGCAUGGGUGCUAGCAUUCCCUUGUUGGACUAAAGAAAAGGUGUGACUGCGUAUGCAAACCUUAAAUUGAGCUCAGCUUUGCUUAAGCAAAACGUGGCGCCCCCUUGUUUUUGUUUUUUUUUUUUUUUUCCCAGAACUCACGUCUGCCUUGUGUCUACAUCUGUGUGUGAGUGAGGGCAAGCUAUGCAAAUGGCCUGCAUGCGUCUGGUCGCCAGGAAAGGAGGAGACGUUGUCUCCCAACUCUUGUUUGGCCGACUUUAGACCUCACUCUGUGUGCAGCGUGUAAAUCUAGGUCAGAAAGAAAUAGGUGCAGGUCUAUUUUUAGACGGUCUUAAUGUUUACUCACCUUCAAUUUUUUUUUUACAGCACAAAACUGGAGGUUGCAGAUACUUGACUUGUGUCACCAUCACUGGUGUUUACAGAAUCUCAAUACUUGUCUAGUGUUUGUAGCCAGCCUUCCUCCGCCCAGGGUGCUGCAAGCAUCUUAUCUGUUCAGCAACCCUUUUCUGGCUGCCUUUUUUGUUAAAUUGACCCUUAUUUUCUCGCAUUGGAAAAAAAAAGAUGAUCUGAUUGGGAAAAAAAAGAUGAUCUGAAUGAUGGUGUUGUGUGAUUACUACUGAUUGGCUUUAUGUCCAAGCUUUUCUUCGUCUAAAUCAAACUUUGAAGUGUUGAUCUAUGUAGAGAUUUUUAUUUUUAUUUUGGAGAGGCAUGCUGCCUGACACUGUGCUAUGACACACACUGACAGUCCUCUCAAGUUACACAGCAGCUCCUCUCUGUUUGUUUAACAGUGUUCGUUUUUGGGGUCAAAUAUCCCCAAACCAAUGUAGUUCCAUUUUUAAGAUAUCACACAGACAUAUACUCUUCACUGUCUUCUUGUCAUGCAGCUACAUCAUUUCACACAAAUCGCCUUGUAUACAUUUCUAAACAUGUUUCUCCUAGGAGGCAUGUACGUAAUCGAAAAAGAAAAAAAAACUGUUGGAUUUCAACGAUAAAAUACAAACUAAUAGGGGCUGGCCCUCUUGUCUAUUUAUUUGACGAAUUACUUACUUUUAAUUGUUCAGUUUUUAUUUUUCUUGCGGGUUGACGUGAUGACUUAGGAAGUGACAGACUGUGUUAGAUGCACUGAAACAUAGCUGUGUGUAGUAGUGUGGGAUUCUGAGGUUCGGUUCUGUGUAAAUGGGGGCAGUUCCGUUUCAUUCAGACACAGAUCUUAUUUCUCUUUAGCAGCGGCGCCAUUUGCACCGCCGUAAUGAGAUGAAAUGAAAUGGAAUGGCACCCAUAUUGUAGCUUGGUGUUAUUACUCUUCUGAGCAGAGGUGUUGGAGGAGGCCAUUUUGUGUGAUAACCACAGGAAGAGCAAGACAGAGUUUUAAAAAUGCUAGUGGACUCUUUCUUUCACUGAUCACCUCCAUUACACUGAUGAUAAUCAAUGGUACUGACCUUCCACAGCUCCCUUUGGGGGACGUACUUACUGGAGCCAAUUUUACCAGGACAUGAUGUGAUACUGAGUGGCAAAAAAACAUUAUUGAGACUUCUGGCUCUUUCAUUUAGUCUAUUCAUCAUGUGGGCUAGAUACUAUUAUGAUAUCAUUCAGUGAAUUUAUUCAUGCUGCCAUGUUAAACUAACCCAUGUGUGAAUUGUUAUGCUAGCAGAUCUCAGUAGUGCUUACACCCCUGUUCAAAUACAAGGUUUCUGCUGAUUAAAACAAUGAGGCAUUCUAAAUUACUUUACUAAAAAAAAAAAAAGUCUGCAAGGAGCAUGUCACAUCUUAAUUUGCUCCAAAUCUACUAUAAAUUAGUCAGACUGUGAGGACAUUUCUUAUCCAUGUUCCAUCUCCUGUGAUUCCUUAUAUUUUCUGUCACACUUACAGUAGUUGUGGAUUUGGUCAUUCAAAAACUUAGUGAGGUAUUUUUCCUGUUGGUUUUGAAGUACGCUUAGAAUCACAUUACUGUUGGAAAAAUGAAAUCUAUCCUCAUCUUCUGCUUUAUAGCAAAGUUAAUCGAAACUAUGAAUCAUGUUCUCGUCCACCUUUGCCAAAAAACAAAUGGAAGAAAAGAUCCCCCAGAGUAUGAUGUUACCACCACUGUGCUUCAGUGUGGUGGUGUGUAGUUGUGGUUGUUCUAAAUAUCUUUAGCAGCACAAUAGUCGAAGUUUUGAACUAUGAAACAUUUUAGGAGACAUUGGUAUUACAAAAACAAACAUUGCACAUAUGGAGAAUACUCUUUUCAAAUGUGGAGAACAAGCAAUACCAGCCAGAAAUUCUUGCAGCACCUUCAGGGUUGCUGUCAGGGUAUUGGUAUCCACAGUGACAAGUUACCAUCUUGGUAUGUCUUCGAUUUUGGAGAAAUAUCCAGAUUUUGUUACGUCUACGGUGCCUCUUUAUUUUCUCCAAUCAGUGAAGAGUUUUUUCACAAGAGUACAUAUAAUUUUCUGACUGAGUUUGGGUUCUUUCUAACUUCUUCACAAGAUAUUGAAUAGCUAUUGCUCCUUUAACUUAAAUCCCACAGAUGUAAAAGAAUCCCAUCAGGACAUCUGACCUCUGUUUCACAUUAUCAGAAUCACAAUAGCCAAUGGCAGAUUUGAACCUAAAAUGAAUGAAAGCUGAAACUGAAUCAAAAAUAUGCUUCAUCAAAGUAUUGAAUUAAGGACGCAAACUUAAGUAAAAUCAGUUUUGUUUCUUGAAAUCACUGCAACCUGGAAUUUUAACAGUGGUGUUUACACUUCAGAGACGAUCUGUGUGUUUAGAAAGAGCUGUGGCUCAUUUUCAGAAACGAAUCAUGCAAACCUCCUCGCUCCAGAUUACGGAGGUGCCCAGUGGAAGUUAGGGACAGUAGCAAGCAAUUGUGUUAAGUUUUCUAUUCCAUGUGUGUUUGAGUGAAAUGGCUAAAACCUUUCAGAGGUGCAACCAUCCUCCAUAUGAACCUUCUUUUCAAGUUUUUUAUUUUUUUUUUGUAUUUUUAUGUUUUGGAUUUUGUUUACCAGCACUGAUAUGAAGUUUUUCUUUCCUGGUAGUGAACAGCUGGCAAG